AUGUGAUCGAUCUGUAUAUCUGGGUAUAUACUCUAACUAUACUCUAACUAUACUAUCUCCGUAUGCAUAAUAUAUAUGCAGUGUACCUAUACUGAGACACCAACGACCAUCUAUAACGUCAACAGCUCCAGUUUGUUUCCAUUACAGCACCCACCACCUACCACCUAUCAACCCUCAUACCAAGCUCCCCCCACAAACAUCACCAAAUACCAUCCGAUCUACCACUCCCUACACAACUCUCGACAACUGUACAUACUCCCAGAAUCUGCCUAACAUCAAGCCAGACCUUCAUAUACUUCCUCUGCACAAACAGACCUCAUCACAACCCACGGCAUCCCCAGUGUCGACACCCAGACCACGGUCCACGCUCAUGGCCCGCUUAAUCUAAGCUCCAGCGUGCCUGCAAUCUCCCUCACAAACCACGACAAACACCUCCCAUCGCGGCAUCCUCACACCACAAUCACCCAAACUCCUUCACGCCUCCCCAGCGAGCGACCAUGGCGACAAAGGAAACCGAUCCCAGCGGAGAUGUCUCCCUCCUCUCCUCCUCGCCCUCACCGCUGCUCUCCCCAACCGGCGCUUCAUCCUUCUCCCCCCCCUCACACAACUACAACUCAACCCCCUCCACCUCCACCACCUCCUCCACGCGCUCCGCCUCUGUCGGCCCCUCUCCAACUACCACCGACUCCUCGCGGAAAUCCAUGCCCAUCUACCCCUCCCGCUCCUCCUCCGCCUCCUACACCUCCCGCCAAUCCAUGGGCGGUCUCGAGCGCCCCAAACGGCGGGGUUACGUGCGCCCCCAGGGCACCAACUUCGCCGCCUCCGCCCAGUCGCGCGAGAGCGUCAUGAACCUCGGCAGCAUAGCACAUCUGCAAUACUACUUCGCGCGCACCGGCCUCCUCGACGGCAAAGGCGGCCAGCUAGCCAAAAAGAAAGACCCCAACGGCCUGGACCUCUCCUCUCUCGAAGGCGGCCUCCUCUCCCCCGGCCGAAGAACAAGCCACCACUCCGACAAGGACGACUCCUACUCCUCCAUGCGCAGCAGUCCCGACCUUACACCCCGCCGCAGACACAGCGGUCUCGGCUCCCCCGGCGGCCCCAUCUCCGCCGAGCCAGACUCCUACGACUACGAGUCGGAAUACGACUCCGACGCCUCGCAUGCCGAGAUGCUACCCCCCACUGUCUCAACCUACAACCACCGCACCAAACCCGUCCCCCGCCCCCCCACCCUCGCCGAGCUGAAAUCAGACCUCGAAUCCUCCCUCCGCGCCGCCACGCAAGCCUUGGCCGAAGCCACAUCCCCCCCGUCCCCCUCCGGCACCACCCCCGCCAAAAAAAUCCCCCACCUUCGCACACCCUCCUCCCUUUCCCUCUCGGGAUCCCGUCGGCGCUCCGAAUCAGACGCAACAGCCCUCCUCAUCACCACCCCCGCCCCAACCUCCAACCCUUCAAACUCUAACCCCGCCGACCCAACAACCCCCACAACCCGCGACCCAGACCCAAACCAAGGCUGGCACGAGCUCCAAGGCCUCCACAUCCUCGACAUCCUCACCCUCGCCAUCCGCGCCGCGCGCCGCUACUACACCUCCCACGCACACCCCAGUCGCCUCUCCUCCAUCCGCUCGGAGCGCCGUAUCCGCGCUGACUUGCUAGGCGUAAUGGACGUACUCCGGCGCAUGGCGACGAGGAAUUUCGCGCAUGGUCUGCGAGAUGAGGAGGCGCGGACGAUGAGAGAUUGGGUGGAGGGGGUGUGGGAUAUGCUCGCUAGGGAGGAGGCGAUUGAGCGCGAGGAGAUGGAGGAGAGGAGGGCGUGGACGUGGUUGGAUGAUCGGUUGUGGGCGGGGGAGGGGAAGUUGGAUGUUGUGAGGGAGAUUGCUUUCUUGCGCGCCAUGGCACCUGCUGUGAUCUUGCCGGAUUUCGCGCCGUCGGAGUUUCCGGGAGAGGGAGGGGGAGAGGUGAAAUUAGGACCUUUCUGGGAGGAGCUGAGAACGGGAAAGGUGUUGGUGGAAUUACAUAAUGCGGUUGUAUCACGCUCGAAGCGCCCGUUUGGAGCGAUCCCCGUGUGGCAUUCGGACACGGCGAAACCGUAUCGGUGUGCGGAGAAUUUGAGGUUCUGGAUUAAAGCCGCCGAGUUGAGGUGGGAGGUCAAUCUUACGGUUGAUGUUAGGGGGGUAGUGGCGGGGACGGAGGAGGGCGCUUGGAGGGGGUUUGAGGGUGCGGUUUGGGAGUGGGUUGGGAGGGUUAGGGGGGAGUUGGGGGGGGAGAUUAGGGGAUGAUGUUUAUAUGUGGAUAUGUGGUUGAAUUUUACAAAUGUUGAAGAGGAGGAAGAGGUGGGGGUAGAUGAGCCGGCAUGGUCCCGUGCUCUCUCUCUCACACUUUCUUCUGUGGAUCGAAAGAGGUGAUGAGAUGAGAUGGGAUGCUGAUGGAGAUGGAUGGGGGGGGAUGUACAUAUACGAGCCAACAUACACACACACAAACGGAGGAGCCAGACUUCUAUUUUCGACGAUACCCAAGAUUGCUACCUAGCUAGUUAGAUCGCCUUACAUAUUGCCACUUCAAUCAAUGCUUGAUUACAUUCUCGCUCUCUCUCGUGGCAUCAUUUAGGUUAUAUAUAACUGGGUUUCUCUGGAAAUACUGAUUUAGCCAGGACAACGCCAAAUUCGUUCGACCAGUUCUCCGUGGUUCGGCAGAUGGACAAGACAGCGAAAGAUACGUCUUGCUGCGAAUACACGGUCCUGCGAUACAAUCUGUAUGUCACUCCUCGCGUCCUCCGUAAGGGUGGUGGGCAGAUUCCGGCGGUGACAGCAGACAUCAGCGGCGACGAGAAGGUGCGCGGAGGAUGACAGCAGCAGGUCCAUCUCUACCACGACACGCAACACCCACCUACGGCGCACACCCCAACGUUUUCGACAUGGACUUUUCUUUGCCUGGUUCAUUACAGAGGAGGUGAAAUUGGGAUGGAAUUCGAAAAUGGUCGUUGCGAUUGUUUUUUUUAUAGACGGAAGGUUGGUACGGAGAAAUCCCGAACGGAUAGCGAGCGUGGAUGUGGUUUGUGGUGGUUGCGUGAAUACUCAUGUUAGUUAGAUGAAGAUAACACUGAGACUAUCUUUACCUGUCUACCGGUG
Messenger RNA from Pseudogymnoascus verrucosus, 3125 nucleotides. RefSeq lists its product as uncharacterized. Lineage: Eukaryota; Fungi; Ascomycota; Leotiomycetes; Thelebolales; Thelebolaceae. The transcript has 2 exons. The record is from RefSeq and is a predicted model, not a curated record. Bases 498 to 2276 code for a protein of 592 amino acids.